AUGCAGCCUCAGCUUUCCUUGCUGUCGAUAGGAAAUCAGUUCCUGGGGACGUUCGUCGCUAAUCUCAUCGCCCUUGCGCAUGGCUUCACGCUCGGCUGGGUGUCACCUUCGCUGGAAUAUUUGCGUUCAAACGAUACGCAUCUCGCCGGAGGGCCGAUGACGGUCGAAGAGAUCUCCUGGUUGGGUUCAUCACUCUGCAUCGGUGGAAUGAUUGGAGUGCCACUUUACGGAUCACUCGCCGACCGGAUAGGCAAACGCAGGGCUUUGCAGUGUAUCGCGGUUCCGCAUGUGGCAUUCUGGAUGUUUGUCAUCUUCGGAACGGACGUCGUCCAGCUAUGCGUUGGCCGUGUGUUGGCCGGUGUUGCCGGUGGUGGCAUCAUACGCAUCGUGCCACUCUUCGUAGCCGACAUCGCGGAUCCUCGCAUUCGUGGCAUGCUUGGAUCGCUGCUACCCGUCUGCUUUAAUCUCGGCACCGUGCUGGCGUUCAUACUCGGAACGCUCGUGCCGUUCGGAACGUUUCCUCUAGUAGUGCUAGCACUACCAGCACUCUUCAUGGUCGCGAUUAUAUUUCUACCGGAAACACCGGCCUGCUUACUGCGCAUCUACCGGAACGAGCAGGCGGAACGGUCGCUCAUGUUUUACCGCGGCGUACGGGGACACUUUGGCAAAUCCGACGCAUUUCGGUACGAGCUCCAGCAGCUAAAGGAUGUGAUCGAGCGCGAAAGGACGGCUCCGGAUGCUGCUCUGUCGUGGAACGACUUCGCCACGAAACCAGCCCGCCGGGGUCUUGCGAUGGGUUUGCUUCUUAUGCUGCUUACCCAAACCAGUGGCACACUAGCGCUUAUUACCUACGCCAGCAGUAUCUUCGAGCUGGCCGGUCCUCCGUCAGCCACCGGACAAUACGCCAUCCUUCCUGCUUCCCUAUCCUCCAUCGUCCUGGCCACUGUGCAGCUGCUCGGAACGAUUCUCUCCCUAGCGCUGGUCGAUCGGAUAGGGCGCAAGAUCUUGCUGAUCGUGUCCUGCCUGGGUGUGGCCCUCGGAUACCUCACACUAGCCGGUUAUGUGCAGUUUUUCCUAUCAUCUCCGGACGAUAUGCCAACAGGCGUCAGCCAGUUCCUGCCCAUCUGUAGCCUGUCCGUUAGCAUCCUGCUAGCGUCGAUCGGAUUGCUUACCGUGCCGUUCGUCGUCAUGGCCGAGGUGUUGCCGUCGAAGAUAAGAAACAUUGGCAGCACAAUAUGCAUGACGAUCGUCGCUUUGUCCGCGUUCAUCGUGCUGAAGCUGUUCCCGGUUUUGCUUGAUACGGUCGGACUGGCGGGAACUAUGGGAGGACUCGCGUUGGUAUGCGUCGCUGGAGCUAUAUUAAUCAUAAUGUUUCUACCGGAAACGCGUGGCAAGUCACUGUUGUCUAGCACCGAAAGUGAAGAACCGUCGGCGAAUGGGAGAGUUGAUGGUGUUUAA
This is a messenger RNA of Anopheles marshallii, 1458 nucleotides long. RefSeq names its product facilitated trehalose transporter Tret1-like. The transcript is spliced from 6 exons. Gene Ontology annotation, cellular component: membrane. The coding region runs from base 1 to 1458 and encodes 485 amino acids. Gene Ontology annotation, biological process: transmembrane transport. NCBI's taxonomy places the organism in Eukaryota, Metazoa, Arthropoda, Insecta, Diptera, Culicidae. The record is from RefSeq and is a predicted model, not a curated record. Gene Ontology annotation, molecular function: transmembrane transporter activity.